AACAACAUUAGAGUACAUGGAACUAACACUAUUACAGCUGCGAGGUUGGUUAAAUUGAGCCUCAAAAAAACAUUCAAACUAAAGAGCAACAUUUCACAUUAACGACAGCAGCUCUUUGUACUAUACUCGUUCCAAAAAAAACCCAACCUACUCAACUAUUAUGCAAUGCCUGCUGAUAUUGGAGACAUGGAGUGAACGCUGGCAAAAUGUAUUGGCUGCAAAACAGGUUUAUUAUAAGCUUUCCACAAUGUUUGUACUCAUACUUGGCUGACUCUGUUUCCUGUUAAAACUUUGUUCCACAACAUACCCAGAGGAGUAAUCCCAUAAAACUCUGCUUCAUGUCUCAGGACGCUGAUGUUGACACCCCUGCAGAGAGAAACAAACAGCAUAUUUGUUCUAAUCCACAACAAAUUCUGGAACUAAAGUUAUGAAGUCAGAAGUGGCCUUGCAAAAACAGCGCGUCAUCCAACAGCAGAGAAGUGGAUGUCAUCUCAUCUGCUCAUCUCAGCACCAUGCAUCGUACUUCAGAACACUUUUUCAUCAGUAUGUAACCCUGGGCUGUUUGUUAACUUUGCGGUGCUCUCGUGAUCCACGUCCUCCCUUCUGAUCGCUACGUUGUUGAAAAGCCUGCCUGAGAAGAAGAUGGAUGUGUGACUCGUUCAAACAGAGAUAGGAGAAACAAGAAAGAGACAUUGUGUCACUUGUUUCAACUCAGAACCUGUGUGUUAUGAUGUCUGAGUCAGAGGAGAGGGGAACUCCCUGUACUGAGGGAAAGCCAGAGCUCACAUCUGGAAAUAUGUCCAGUACUACCCACCAGGUACAAAGUGGACCCUCUGUGUCUCCAUCUGUGUCCUCUGUCCAGCCUAGUACUAUCUCAGCGACAGAGGAUGAGGACGAAAGUGAAGAUGAAUCAUAUAUUCUGGAAGAGAGCCCUUGUGGCCGCUGGCAGAAACGUAAAGAAGAGGUGAAUCAGCGUAACGUCCCAGGGAUUGAUGCUGCAUACUUGGCUAUGGACACAGAAGAAGGAGUGGAAGUAGUUUGGAAUGAAGUUAAGAUCUCAGAGAGGAAAAAUUUCAAAAUGCUGGAGGAAAAGGUAGAGGCUGUAUUUGAUAACCUGAUUCAUUUGGAGCAUGCCAACAUUGUCAAGUUUCACAAAUACUGGGCUGACAAAAAGGACAACGGGGCCAGGGUGAUUUUUAUUACUGAAUAUAUGUCAUCUGGAAGCUUGAAGCAGUUUCUGAAAAAGACAAAGAAGAAUCACAAGACCAUGAAUGAAAAGGCUUGGAAGAGAUGGUGCACGCAGAUUCUUUCAGCUCUAAGUUAUCUUCACUCCUGUGAUCCUCCCAUCAUCCAUGGCAACCUGACCUGUGACACUGUCUUCAUUCAGCACAACGGCCUCAUCAAGAUUGGAUCAGUUGCUCCAGACACCAUUAACAACCACGUAAAGACUUGUACCGAGGAACAGAAAAACUUGCACUUCUUCGCUCCGGAAUAUGGAGAUGUUGAUGUUACUACAGCCGCAGACAUCUACUCCUUUGGCAUGUGUGCCUUAGAGAUGGCACUGUUGGAGAUUCAGGGGAAUGGAGACUCUUCUUACGUUUCUCAGGAGGCCAUCAACAAUGCCAUACAGUUACUGGAGGACCCACUGCAGAGGGAAUUAAUCCAGAAGUGCCUGGAAUGUGACCCUCUUGCCAGACCUACAGCCCGGGAGCUUCUUUUUAACCAGGCUCUCUUUGAAGUACCGCUCUUAAAACUGCUGGCUGCACACUGUAUUGUCAGCCAUCAACACAUGAUUCCUGAGAAUGCCCUCGAGGAGAUCACUAAGAAACUGGACCCAAACCUGGUUGUUGCCGAGACCAAAGAGGAUGUUCAGCUCAAGCUUUCACAGUUUCCAGCUUUGGAGCUGGACAAGUUUCUGGAGGAUGUGAGGAAUGGUAUUUAUCCAAUGACGGCAUUUGGGCUGCCCUGUCCACAUCAGGCUCAGAAGGAGACUAUUAAAUCUCCUGUAGUCGUCCCUCCAGUCAAAUCCCCAACACCUGAACCUUCAGAGCUUGAGACACGGAAGAUUAUUCAGAUGCAGUGCAGCUUUGAGCCUGUCGAAGAGGGAGCAAAGUAUCAUCUUACAUUACUGCUGAAAAUGGAGGAUAAACUGAAUAGACAUCUAAGCUGUGACAUGUUACCUCAUGAGACCUUUCAAGAUUUGUCCGCAGAGUUGGUGCAGCUGGGCUUAAUCAGUGAGGUGGACCAAAACACAGUAGCCAUUCAACUAGAAGAAUCAUUCAACCAAGUUCCUCACUAGCAAUGGCUUACCAGACCAUCGCUCUCAGCCUUGUUACAUGUUCUUUUUUGUUACUCAACACAGUGACUACCUGGUUUGCUUGUUUCAUUUUUAUUUUAUUUUUUUAAUGAAGCCUUAAGCGAUGAUGUGACCAAAGGAGAAGCGCUUUCUUACUUCAGGGAAUAACAUUUCCUAAAAGUUCCCAAAUAUUAAAAGUAAAGCCAGAUGACUCCACGCAAACCUCCAGUAGUAAUUUGAAGUUUUUAUUUUAAAAGUCAAAUGCAUACACGCCUACAAUAAGUUCAUGUCAGAUCCUUUUGAAUGAUUUGGCUAUUAAGUUAGGUAUGUCGAAUUGCAAGCUAAACUUAAUCAGUGCUGGAACAUUGAUCAAGUUUAACACACUUAGUUGCAGUUUUAUAUUGAAAGCUACACUUUCCUCACAGUUGUAUUUCAGGGCAGGGUGUUUACAUAAUGAUUUGCCUGGCCUGUUUGUGUUCUGGGAGGAGAUGGUGUAAAACUUCAUCAGACCUCAUUCUGGCCUUUAAGAGUCACAUGGUUUUCUUGCUCCUGUUUUACAGUAGAAUCUAACACCUGUUGACAGUCAGCAAAAUUGUGACUUGGAGGGAAGUGGAGGGAUGCGUUUCCACACCAAGGAAAUCUAGAAAACAACUUACAUCAGUUUCUUCUCGUUUGGCUCCUCGUUACAUGAUAGAGCAUUCCCACCUCUUUGAAUUUCAGUGUUUGUUAGACCAACCAAGUGCCUGUUGGGUUAAAUAUGUAGAAUAGUUUGAAACUGGAUAACAGACACUUGUUUUAUUUCACUUGAUAGUUUAAAAAAAAAAAAUCUAUGUAAUUUAAAAGGCCUUUGGUACACAACAAAAUGUGUGUGUAUUUCACAUUUUGAGAAGCCAUCUUACCCUCUUUCUCUGAAAGAUGAUCUCUUGGUUACUUUAAGAUACUGUGAACUCAGAGUUACUGAAUUUCUCUUUUAUUUUUUAUGGGCUUGCUUUACUGUAGGCACUCUUGCCUGUAAUUCCUCUUUUCAUAUUGUUUUUAUGUUGUUUGGUUUUACCAUUUGCUGCUUGUUGGGUUCGCACACGGUACUCUUCCCUUAAGUCGUUCAGAGAGACUUGUGUACUAAACUCAUCUGCCAUAUCUUGUAGAGAGAUGACCCAGGCUUUUCUUUGUGUGUUUUAUACAUGUUAAUCCGAAAUAGCAUGUGUUUUUCUUUAUUUGUUUACAGCAACAGCACAGACACCACGCUGAUAGUCUCAGCCAAUACACAACCCGUUGUGUUUCCGUUGUUUUCUUUGUUAAACAGUGAUUUUUGCUAAAACUCGGACCUGUUGCAUUGAGCACAGACACUUGAGUAAACACCUUUUACAUCAUACAGGUCUUGUUUAGACCUGUGUUGUGACCAGGGAGUUAAUUGUGGCCUUUUUGUGACAUUGUGGCACAAAACUCUUUUUGAACUACUGGUACUGCUGUCUGAAAGCUCAAACAAUUUAGGAACUUAAACAGGUAGUAAAAUUACUAGAAAAACAACUGUUGCGUACGAUAACUUCUGCUGUGCUGGUAUUUUAUUAAAAAUAUACUUCUAAGUGUAUUGUAACUGGUCUAGCAAUCCGAUGAAAAGUUGUUUGCGCUUUCAGACUGAUAUUUAAUCCAAUGCUGGUUAUUGAGCUAUAAUAUUUAAGCUGUACACCUCUCUGUUGAGAUAAUAAUCCAGUGAUUUCAGUGGUCUUUUUCACCAAGUUCAGGUCACUUUUUCUGUCCCACCUUCUUUUGUACAUAAGUGUUCUGUCCUAUUCCAUUAUUUUCCACUGUCUGCAUGUGUGUUUGUGAACUGGCAAGGUUGUAUUUUCCAAAGAGUUGUUCUCAUGCCAGCCAGGAGAAUGUAAAUGCACCACAUGUAGAAGUGGUUUAAAAAAAAAAAAAAAACCUCCAAUGUGAUGCACCUGAGUUUUAUACUGACUCUCUCUCCCCUGCACCUCUGUUCUCUCUUACUUUUGUACCUUUCCAGCCAGUUUGUGAUGAAACUGGUUAAUAAGUUAUUGUACAGGGUGUGCAGCUCUAGCCAGUUACUCCAUGAUACCAGCUUUUGGUUGUAUUUUGAAAUUCCUACAUUUUGUAUUUCAAAGAAUACUGGUUCUUACGAAUAAAUGUGUGAACUGCA
This is a messenger RNA of Neolamprologus brichardi, 4454 nucleotides long. Its product is annotated as nuclear receptor-binding protein-like. The record is from RefSeq and is a predicted model, not a curated record. NCBI's taxonomy places the organism in Eukaryota, Metazoa, Chordata, Actinopteri, Cichliformes, Cichlidae. Gene Ontology annotation, molecular function: protein kinase activity; ATP binding. Gene Ontology annotation, biological process: protein phosphorylation.